This is a messenger RNA of Limulus polyphemus (Atlantic horseshoe crab), 930 nucleotides long. Its product is annotated as beta-1,4-mannosyl-glycoprotein 4-beta-N-acetylglucosaminyltransferase-like. Gene Ontology annotation, cellular component: membrane. NCBI's taxonomy places the organism in Eukaryota, Metazoa, Arthropoda, Merostomata, Xiphosura, Limulidae. The coding region runs from base 1 to 930 and encodes 309 amino acids. Gene Ontology annotation, molecular function: beta-1,4-mannosylglycoprotein 4-beta-N-acetylglucosaminyltransferase activity. Gene Ontology annotation, biological process: protein N-linked glycosylation; N-acetylglucosamine metabolic process. The record is from RefSeq and is a predicted model, not a curated record. The transcript has a single exon.
AUGAAAAAUAACAUUACUAGAAGACGAAACCCUAGAAGAGUUAUUAACGCAAUCAACAUUAAUAACGAAAUUGAACUCCUUGAAAUACGAGUGCACGAGCUGAAAGACGUUGUCGACGUAUUUUUAAUUUGCGAAUCGUCAUAUACAACAUUUGGAGAAAAGAAGCCAUUGCGGUUACUGGAGAGACUUCAUGGUGGAUUUUUAAAAGAAUUCCAGCAUAAGUUUCUAUAUGUGUUUCUUGACCAUUUUCCACCUGGUGGGUACAAAAAUGGUUGGAUUGCAGAUGAUUAUCUUCGAACGUAUCUUAGCAAAGAGGGACUUAAACGUCUUAAUGGACUGAAGCAAGAUGAUCUUUUUAUUCUAAAUGAUGCAGAUGAAAUACCUCGUGCGGAUGAUGUCAUAUUUUUGAAAUUUUACGAUGGUUUUGGUGAGCCGAUCUCUUUAUGGUACCGGUGGAAUCUAUAUGGAUUCUUUUGGCAAAAUAAGAUACCUGCUAUUAAACUGUCGACUAUAUGCACUGUCGGGUUUCUACAGCAGGCCUAUGACAACGACGCCAUUUUAUUGCGGAGACGUCCAAAAAUAAUAAGUCCUAAAAUGUUAAAGAGCACUUCCUUUAUACAAAGAUAUAGGCCUUGGUCAAUUGGUUCGUCAUCAGAGACUAGCGGUUGGCACUGUUCGUGGUGCUUCCCUUUGAAAGAGUUUCCCAUCAAAUUGAGAUCAGCUCAAAGUGACGACGGACCUAGGUGGGGAGACUAUCCUGAAAAGUACAACUUAAAAUACAUCAAACAUCUUAUUAAAACCGGUCUGUGGUUUGACAAUCGUAAAGUCACUGUCUUAGUUAAUGUAACAACUACAAAUCAUGCACCUUCUUACGUUCUGAAAAACUUCAAAAAAUUAAAGUUUCUUAUAUUCAAUCCUUACAGAAAUUAA